Trametes versicolor FP-101664 SS1 is the source of this 312-nucleotide messenger RNA. RefSeq lists its product as uncharacterized. The record is from RefSeq and is a predicted model, not a curated record. Lineage: Eukaryota; Fungi; Basidiomycota; Agaricomycetes; Polyporales; Polyporaceae. The transcript is spliced from 2 exons. Bases 1 to 312 code for a protein of 103 amino acids.
AUGCCCGCCCACGCCAGUUCCCUAGUCGCUGGCGCCGCGAAACGUGCAGGCUCCCGCGCGCGUCACAUCGACACGGACACGAAGGACAUGCACAGCCGUGAUGCGUAUUGCGGCGCACGCUUGCGACGUCCAUGGUCUCCGCGCUGCCAGCCCGAGAGCUGCGAUAUGCGCCCUUUCCGCCGACCAUUGAUGCAGAUGUUCGCGUCAGUGAGCCGCCGGGCCUUGCAGGUACUCGCGUGUUCGGAGCCGCGCGGUGGCGAGCUGCAGUUGAUCAUUCUGCAGAAGAACAUGCAGAUGGCGGGAGCACUGUAG